ACGCGCAGCUCUCGUAUACACUGAGUCCUUCUGAGCACUUCACUGUGGAUAUUCCGAAAGCAGAGGAGGACGGUGAACCCCUGUUCUUGGUGCUCACAAAACCUCUGGACCGGGAGUCGGUGUCGGAGCACCGCUUGGUGUUGACGGCGAGUGACGGGGGCAGGCCGGCGCUGAUGGGCACGGUGCAGCUGGUGAUCUCGGUGCUGGAUGCUAACGACAACGCGCCGCAGUUCAACCAGUCGGUGUAUAAAGUGCAGAUCCCAGAGAAUACGGAACGUGGCGCUUUCUUAGUAAGGGUAAACGCGACAGAUUUGGAUGAGGGAACGAACUGUAACAUCUCCUAUUCUCUUACGAACUUCUUCCCUCCUGAUGCGAAAGACAUGUUCGAAAUAGAAAAAAACAGCGGCGAGAUCCACCUAAGAAGUUCCUUAGAUUUUGAAGAUGCUGCUAUAUAUCGGAUGCAAGUAGACGCGCAGGAUAAGGGAAAUCCACCGCUGAGCGGCCACGGCAAGGUGGUGGUGGAGGUGGUGGAC
This is a messenger RNA of Phasianus colchicus (ring-necked pheasant), 533 nucleotides long. The record is from RefSeq and is a predicted model, not a curated record. Lineage: Eukaryota; Metazoa; Chordata; Aves; Galliformes; Phasianidae.